AGGUUUUCGUCCCUAAAAUAGUGCUUGCUCAAUUUUCACAUUGUCUAGUCCCCUUAACCGAAAGCGAGUUCAACACUUCCGGCAUUUCCAACCCACGAAUCACACUUCGGUAUCAUGAAAUCUUCCCCAUCUCGGCUAUAAGCAGCCCAACCAACAACUCCCUCCUAGCUUAUCUAAAUGCCUUUCUUUCUAUAAGUGCGAAUCCGACUACAUAGUCACGCGGCACAGCAGAAGAGAACUAGGUACCUACCUAUUCAUCCUUGCUAUGUCUGAAUAUAAAAUGACAAGCUUUCCAACUGCUAUGGAAUGCCAGACUUUCAAUGCGGCUCAACCAGAUGCAUCUAUUCAGUCUCAGAAUGUCUCUUAGAAGUAUUGCUUUAGGUGGGCUACUAGCUUUCGCUGGCUUGGCCGAGUCUAAGGCUGUUAAGACACACAGCGGAAUAGUCCAUGGCGGUCAGUGCAGCACAACCGACAUAGACUACUUCUACUCGAUUCCGUACGCCAAACCACCUCUAGGCGAACUACGCUUUGCACCUCCGGAGCCCUACAAUAAUUCGGGCCGCGUGAUCAACGCCACGACACCGGCACCGGCAUGCAUUCAGUUCGGGGAAUUGUUCGCCGAGACGACUGCGACGAGCGAAGAUUGCCUUUUCCUGGAUGUGUGGGCUCCGGCCUCUGCUACUCCCAAGUCAAACCUUCCCGUGAAGGUGUGGCUAUAUGGAGGAAGCAAUGCAGUUGGUGGAAUUUCAGAUCCGACAUAUAAUGGCUGCUUCUCUGCUGCGGACUCCAUUGUCGUUUCCAUCAACUACCGCGUCGGUCCUUUGGGAUACUUGGCACUGUCGGAUCUUGGCCUCACCGGAAACUAUGGCAUCAUGGAUCAACUUCUUGGCCUACGCUGGGUGCAGGACAAUAUCGCAGCGUUUGGCGGUGAUCCGAGAAAAGUCUUACUCUUUGGGCAGUCCGCCGGCGCUUUGGACGCUUCCAUUCUUGCUACGUUACCCGAAGCACCCCAAUUAAUGCGAGCCGCUGCUUUAGAAUCUGGAGCCGGGAGAGAUAUAGUAACAGUGGCCGACGCGAAAGUGUGGUAUUCAGAGUUCCUUUACGCGAUGAACUGCACGAAACAAGACUUAUCAUGUCUUCGAAGCGCUCAUGUCGAUGGACUUCGAGCUGCAGUGGCCGCGAUGCCAAGCACUAGCCUAAUCACCCUUAACACGGCCCUCGUCAAUAAUGGAACAAGGAUCGCUUGGACUCCCGUGAUCGAUGGAAAGGUAAUCAAAGAUCAACCAACAACUAUCGGGGUUAGGGUCCCUUCAAUACUAGGCUCAACUACUAGGGAGGGCUCUCUACUUGUCUUAGCCUCCUACACCACAACAUGGAAGGGAGAAGCUCCUAGCCUAUCGGACUACGAUGAUUUCCUAACCCUAAACUUUGGACCACUGGCGACACGGGUAAAUGAGACGUUUCCGUUAGCCUCUACCUUUAACGGCUCAACACUUACCGCUAUGGAGGUUAUGCUCACACAGGUAACAUACCAGUGUUCAUCAUACCGGGCUUUACAAGCUGCAGAGAAGAAAGGAAUUCCUGUAUGGAGUUACCGAUUCGCUCACGUGCCUAGUUGCGCUUGGCUUGGCCCGAUAGAGGCGGACUCGAUACCCAGCCUAGGGGCAACGCACACGAGCGAGAUCCCAUUCGUGUUCAACUUCACCAGUUCGAUGCCACCCCCUAACGGAAACUGCACCUUCUCAAAAGCAGAGCAGACAAUGUCCCAUGAGAUGAGUCGUAUGUGGACAAACAUGGCACAGAUGGGGGUACCGGAUGACACGAAUACUUGGCCUGCCUGGACAUCGGACGAAAGUAAAGGUGUAGUGUUCAGUGAUGCAAUGGAUGUCGGUGUAGUUGAUUAUUCUACUUGUGAUUUCUGGGGGGAGAUUAAUGAGGAUCUGAAUGAGUACUGGAGGUCGCAAUCAAGCCAUGUAUGAUGCCACCUCUAUGAAGUCUGGAUAAGCUAAUUCUGGUUUCUUACCCCUCGACAAGGAUUGGGGGCUCAGCAAGAAUCUAAUAUUCGUCUAAGUAAAACGUUUUGUUCAUAAAACUAAGCUCCGUACCCUAAUCUAUUCCGCUA
Daldinia vernicosa is the source of this 2122-nucleotide messenger RNA. RefSeq names its product alpha/beta-hydrolase. Lineage: Eukaryota; Fungi; Ascomycota; Sordariomycetes; Xylariales; Hypoxylaceae. The record is from RefSeq and is a predicted model, not a curated record. The transcript is spliced from 4 exons. The coding region runs from base 321 to 1979 and encodes 552 amino acids.